Molecule: messenger RNA, 1087 nt
Organism: Dermatophagoides farinae (American house dust mite)
Lineage: Eukaryota; Metazoa; Arthropoda; Arachnida; Sarcoptiformes; Pyroglyphidae
Product: tRNA-uridine aminocarboxypropyltransferase 1
Biological process (GO): tRNA modification
Cellular component (GO): nucleus
Molecular function (GO): tRNA-uridine aminocarboxypropyltransferase activity
Source: RefSeq, a predicted model, not a curated record
CGUGUUUCAAUUUGUAUCAAGUUCAUCCAUCGAAUUGUUUUUUUUUUUUUUUUUGAUUACAAAAAAUCAAAUCAAUCAUGACUACGGAUGAUUUUUAUCAAGAUUUUCUCAAUAGUUUCAGUGAAUUUGAUGCUGAUUUCAAGAAUAACGAUGACAAUUGCGAUGAAUCAUGAAUCAUCAUCAAAUAAAAUUGAUAACGAUUGGAUCGAUAAAUUUUUUGGCCGACGACCUGGUGUUUUGCGUAAAGAUUUUACCAUACACUUGGAACAAAAAUUCCUAGAACAUUGUAAAGAUGGUGAUCCAUUUGAUGAAUUCAAAAUUGCCGAUUGUAGUAUUCUUGAUCGAAUUAGUGAUCGAUUUAUAUGUGAAAAAUGUCAUCAUUCACGGCUUUAUUAUUGUUAUACAUGUUUCAUCAUAUCACCAGAAUUGAUUGGAAAAAUACCAAUGAUUCGAUUACCGAUUAAAAUUGAUAUUAUAAAACAUCCACAAGAAUUGAAUGGAAAAAGUACUAGUACUCAUGCAAUGAUUUUAACAACACCGCCAAAAGAUGUCAGAAUAUUCACUUAUCCAGAUAUGCCAAAUGAUUGGCAUGAUUUGAAUAAGAUAUUUUUAUUAUUUCCAAAACCUGGUUCACAAACUGUUCAAGAAUUUCUUCAAAAUUAUUACCAUCAUCAUCAUAAUGAUGAUGAGCAACAACAACAUUGUUUAUCUGCGGAAUUUCCAAUCGAAAGAAUCGUUGUCAUAGACAGCACUUGGCAACAGACGAAAAAAAUUCUACGCAAUGUUCGUAUACAACAACUGAAAACAUUGAUCAUCGAUUCAAAACAGACAAUGUUUUGGCGUUAUCAACGUGGACGUCCAAUGAAUCAUUUAUCGACAAUUGAAGCGAUUUAUUAUCUACUUAUACAAAUUCAUAUGACAAUGUUUGAUUUGUUUAAUAAUCAUCAUGAUCAUGAUCACCAUGACCAUUGUCAUAUGAAUGUAAAUGAAACAUUUACCACUGAAUACAAUGGCCAAUAUGAUAAUUUGUUAUUUUUCUUUAAACAUACAUUCAAUUUGAUUAAAAAUCGUUAUCAUCUUUAAUUGA